GGUAAUACGGUCGUUUACAUAAUUCAGCAAAACACCGUGUUGGACACCGAGCUAACAAUUCAGCUGAAAGACCGAGUGAACCAACAGGAGAAUCAUGGCUUUUUGGAGAAAAAAGUGGUGCAGAGAGGUCCUGGCUGUCUUUCUGUCUGUCUGUAUCCUGCUCCAAUCUGUGGAAGUAGACACACGGCCAGCCAACAUGUCAUCCUCCAAGGAUAAGACUCCGGCCGAGAAGGACGAGAAUGAGAUCCUACCCCCAGACCACCUGAACGGGCUGAAGAUGGAGAUGGACGGCCACCUCAACAAGGACUUUCACCAGGAGGUGUUUCUGGGGAAAGACAUGGAGGAGUUUGACGAGGAUACAGAGCCGAGGAGAAACAGGAAGAAGCUGAUAGAGAUCUUCACCAAAGUGGAUGUCAACAAGGACCGGAGUGUGAGCGCCAAGGAGUUGCAGGAGUGGAUCAUGGAGAAGACAAAAGAACACUUUCAGGAGGCCAUGAAAGAGAACAAGAACAGCUUCCGUGCAGUCGAUCCGGACGGAGAUGGCUACGUAACGUGGGAUGAGUACAAAGUCAAGUUUCUGUCCAGCAAAGGCUUUGAUGAAAAGGAGAUCACUGACAAAAUGAAGAAGAAGGAAGAUCUGAAACUAGAUGAUGAAACUCAGGAGGUGCUGGAGAGCCUGAAGGACCGCUGGGUUCAGGCUGACAACCCUCCUCCUGACCAACAGCUGGAUGAAGAGGAGUUCCUGUCCUUCCUCCAUCCUGAGCACAGCAAGGGCAUGCUCAAAUACAUGGUCAAGGAAAUUGUCCGAGAUCUAGACCAGGACAAUGACUUCAAACUGACCCUGUCCGAGUUCAUCUCGUUACCCGUGGGCACCGUGGAGAACCAGCAGGCCCAGGACAUCGAUGACGACUGGGUCAAAGAGAGGAAGAACGAGUUUGAGAAAGUCAUCGAUUCCAACCACGAUGGCAUUGUCACCAUGAAGGAACUGGAGGAGUACAUGGACCCGAUGAACGAGCACAAUGCUCUGAACGAGGCCAAGCAGAUGAUCGCCGUUGCCGACGAGAACCAGAACCGUCAGCUGGAGCUGGAGGAGAUUCUCCGGUAUAGUGAAUACUUCACAGGCAGCAAGCUCAUGGAUUACGCCAGAAACGUUCACGAGGAGUUCUAAAGACAGAAACCCUCUCCGUCCUCCACCUCAACCUCCUACAUCUGCUUCAGGGACAAGCCUGGAGGAGGGAGAGAGCCACGUGAUAACAUGUUCUAGUGUGUAAAUCUGUGUUUAAAACCCCUGCAGCCUCCAGAUGUUGGACUGAUCCUUUAGCUUCCAACUGUCACAGCUAACACAGCCUGCUUUCUGUGUGCCGCUGGACUGUUUGCUGCAGAUAUGAGGUGCUGCAUCUCUUCCAGAUGGUUUUCUUGUUUUGUGGAAUGUAUGUAUAUGAGAAAUUUUAGCCCCAACAUUUCUUUUUGUUGCUGGUGCACCUCUUUAGCCAGCAUACCUGUGUACAGUGUAAAUAUUCACAUUUGACACACCUUGGUCUGUUCUAGAGUGAAGUGCUGCUGAGAGGUGCAGCACAGAUGUGUGUGUUCAGAUAAAAGACUGGUUUCUAAAGGUGAAUUUAAUUGCACAGUUAGAAUUGGUAAUGCUUCUAAAAACUGCAGCAGUACCAUAAAGCCAUCUUACAUUAUGUAUCCCUUGAUUUAAACAUUAGGAAAAGAGAAUAAUAUAUUGAUGUAUUUAGAUGAACUCGUCAUUCCUGGAUCAUCUGACUGAAGCUUUGUGUUUGAGUCGCCACAUCAACCGGUCUCCUUCUUGCUUUUAUUCACGUAGAAGACCAAUAAA
Molecule: messenger RNA, 1843 nt
Organism: Nematolebias whitei (Rio pearlfish)
Lineage: Eukaryota; Metazoa; Chordata; Actinopteri; Cyprinodontiformes; Rivulidae
Gene: sdf4
Product: stromal cell derived factor 4
Exons: 7
Coding region: 95-1168 (357 amino acids)
Biological process (GO): calcium-ion regulated exocytosis
Cellular component (GO): endoplasmic reticulum
Molecular function (GO): calcium ion binding
Source: RefSeq, a predicted model, not a curated record